AUGUCGCUCUCACGGCAUGUCGACCCCGAAGACAUCAUCCGCCACCUGCAAGACCUGCGCAUACCCUCCGAGAGCGCGGGAUCCACCACCGGCCAGACGGCGCACCUAACGCCCUUCUCGACGCCCUACACCAGCCAGCGGGACAUCCCCAAGUACCAGAUCCCACCAGACGGCGCGCCGGGGGACACGGUGUACGAGAUGCUCAAGGACGAGCUGGACCUGGACGGGCGGCCGAACCUGAACCUGGCCAGCUUCGUCGACACGUACCUCGAGGACAACGCGCAGCGGCUCAUGGUCGAGAACAUGGGCAAGAACCUGGCCGACAACGACGAGUACCCGGCCAUGCUGGCCAUCUCCAACCGCUGCGUCUCCAUCCUCGCCCACCUGUGGGCCGUCCAGAAGGGCGAGAAGGCCGUCGGCUCCCCGACCGUGGGGUCGUCCGAGGCGAUUCAUCUCGGUGGCUUGGCAAUGAAGCGUCGCUGGCAGGAGCGCCGUAGGGAGAAGGGUUUGGAUACGUCGAAGCCGAAUAUUAUUAUGGGUGCUAACGCGCAGGUGGCGCUGCUAAAGUUUGCGCGGUACUUUGAGGUCGAGGCGAGGGUGCUGCCCGUGUCGGAAAAGAGCAAGUUCUGCUUGGAUCCGGAUUUGGUGAGGGAGAAUGUGGAUGAGAACACGAUCGGGGUGUUUGUCAUCCUGGGGAGCACCUAUACGGGACAUUUCGAGCCCGUGGAGACGAUAAGCAAGAUACUGGACGAGUAUCAGGAGAAGACGGGGGUGGAUAUCCCGAUCCAUGUCGACGCUGCCAGUGGUGGGUUUGUGGUGCCUUUUACGCACGCCGGAACGGGAGGGUGGAAGUGGAACUUUGAGCUGCCUCGCGUUGUCUCGAUCAACGCUUCAGGCCACAAAUACGGCCUCGUAACCGCCGGCGUCGGCUGGAUCAUCUGGCGCGACCAAUCUUACCUCUCCAAAGACCUCAUCUUCGAGCUGCACUACCUCGGCGGCACCGAAGAGUCCUACACGCUCAACUUCUCCCGGCCCGGCGCGCAGGUCAUCGUGCAGUACUACAACCUCAUCCACCUCGGCUUCUCGGGCUACCGCGAGGUCAUGGAGAACUGCCUGGCCAACGCGCGCAUCCUCUCGCAGAGCCUCGAAGCCACAGGCUGGUACACCUGUGUUAGUGAAAUCCACCAGCGCCGUGUCCCCCCCACCAGCAACCCAACCAACCCGGACGCGGACGCGGACGCGGACGCGGACGAAACAUCAGCGGCGUACGCGGCCGGCCUGCCCGUCGUGUCCUUCCGCCAGACGGACGAGUUCCGGCGCGAGUACCCGCACAUCAAGCAGGAGACCGUCUCGCUGCUGCUGCGCGCGCGGCAGUGGAUCAUCCCCAACUACGCGCUGCCCCCCGGCGAGGACGCGACCGAGAUCCUGCGCGUCGUCGUCCGCGUCAAUAUGAGCUUUGAUUUGCUGGACCGGCUGGUGACGGAUAUCGUGCAGGUGACGGAGAGGUUGAUGGAGAAGGAUGAGGUGGAUUUGUCCGUGUUGCAUGAGCGGCAGGCGGGGCCGGUGUUGAAGGGGGAGGGGGGGAAGGAGGGGGGUGGAGGGGAGGCGGGGAAGGGGAAGGGGAUUCAUCGGUCGGUGUGCUAGGGGGGUGAUGGAGGGGAGGGUGUUGGGUUUGGGGCCGUGAAUCUGUAUGGGUUGGUGGUGGAAAUGGUUUGGGUUUGGGGAUAUGGGUUCGUAGGUAUGAUACGGGGUGGACGAGUUUCUAAAAGUUAUUUGGCAAUCUUCAUGGGUUUGUUUGCGUUGCCCAACUACCACUCCGACUCUCUAAAUCUUCGUGUAUUGAUAUUCAUUCGAAAAAGCAACGAUCUAAAUCGCGACAACGGCAGCAACACAACGUUGAAGAAAUGCGCUGCAACGCC
Molecule: messenger RNA, 1919 nt
Organism: Chaetomium fimeti
Lineage: Eukaryota; Fungi; Ascomycota; Sordariomycetes; Sordariales; Chaetomiaceae
Product: glutamate decarboxylase
Exons: 4
Coding region: 1-1644 (547 amino acids)
Biological process (GO): L-glutamate catabolic process
Cellular component (GO): cytosol
Molecular function (GO): glutamate decarboxylase activity; pyridoxal phosphate binding
Source: RefSeq, a predicted model, not a curated record